Messenger RNA from Phasianus colchicus (ring-necked pheasant), 2131 nucleotides. The record is from RefSeq and is a predicted model, not a curated record. Lineage: Eukaryota; Metazoa; Chordata; Aves; Galliformes; Phasianidae.
CGCUGCGGUGCGGGGCCGACGGCAUGAGCUCCCCGCCCGCCCCUCGUUGUGCCUUUGGGAAGCGCCGGAGAAUAGGAGAGUGGUGACAUCCAGGCGCUGCAUCCUCCAGGGAUGGAGCAGUUUGUCCGCAAGCGUUUGACCUUCUUGACAUCUUUCUGGAACAAGCUGUGGCCCCGCUCCGGCCCGGAUAGCUGCUCGCUGGGGUACUUUGGUUCUGAUUCUGUUUCACUGCACUCGGAGCCCAGCUGCGUUUCCUUCAUCCCAAAGUCCUCUCUCUUUAUCGCUUUAUACGCUUUCACAGCCCGCAGUGCAGAUGAACUGAGUGUAAACGCAGGGGACAAACUGCGUGUCCUCAGAGAAGAAGGGGACUAUGUCUUAGCCAGGAGGCUGCUGGGGGAACCAGCCACGGGAUACGUCCCUGCUGCGUAUGUGGCCAACCUCAGCCAGGGCACCUCUGCUCACCGACCGUGGUAUUUCAGCAAGAUCAGCCGCAGUGAGGCCGAGCAGCUGCUCCUCUCGCCUCCUAACCAGCAUGGCUCCUUCCUUGUCCGGGACAGUGAGAGCAGCAGGGGCGAGUACUCUCUCUCAGUGCGCAACCACACCAAAGUCAGCCAUUUCCGCAUCUGCAAGAGCCCCGCAGGCAGCCUGUACAUACAGAGGGGUCACCCCUUCCCCGACAUGGAGGAGCUGCUUGCCUUCUACACCGAGAACUGGAAGGUCAUCCAGAGCCCCUUGCUGCAGCCCUGCAGCCCCACGACCCCCCCGGAGAGGGACGGCUGGGAGCGCCCGCGCUGGGAGUUCACCCUGCGGAGGAAGCUGGGCGAGGGCUACUUUGGAGAAGUGUGGGAAGGACUGUGGAGGAACACAGUGCCCGUGGCCAUCAAGAUCAUCAAAGGUCUUUCUCCCUCAGCUGACAUGAAGGCAGAAGACUUCACCAAGGAGAUUCAAAACCUGAAGCGCUUGAGGCAUGAGAAGCUGAUCCAACUGCACGCUGUCUGCUCACUGGAUGAGCCUGUGUACAUCAUCACUGAGCUCAUGCGGAAAGGCAACCUGCACAGCUACCUCAACAGUCCUGAAGGGAAGUCCCUGAGCACCUCCCACCUGCUCAACAUCGCCUGCCAGGUUGCAGAUGGGAUGAGGUACCUGGAGGAGAAGCACAUCGUCCACCGGGACUUGGCGGCCAGAAACAUCCUGGUGGGAGAGGAGCUCACCUGCAAAAUUGCUGACUUUGGACUGGCCCGGCUCCUCAAGGAUGACAUUUAUUCCACCAGCAGCAGCACCAAAAUCCCAGUGAAAUGGACAGCCCCUGAGGCAGCCAACUACCGCACCUACUCCCUCAAAUCCGAUGUCUGGUCCUAUGGCAUUCUGCUCUAUGAAGUUUUCACAUAUGGGCAGAUUCCAUAUGAAGGAAUGACAAACCAAGAAACCAUACGACAAAUCACCAGGGGCUACCGCCUUCCCCGGCCCAGCUCCUGCCCUCCUGAGAUUUACAGCAUCAUGUUGGAGUGCUGGAGUGGCAACACGGAGGAGCGGCCCACCUUCCUGGCACUGCGGGAAAAGUUGGGCAUCAUCUACAGGCGGCUGCUCAACACCGUGUCCUGAGGGACCUUCCCACCCUUCCUGCAAAACUCCCUUUGGGCCAGCUCUUGCCAAACGUCUCCUUCCUUAUGGUUGCCCUCCGAUAGGACUUGAAGGAAAGCACAUGUCCCAUCCCCCUGCGCUCCCCUCCUCUCCCUCCCCCCAGAAAAAAAAAAAAACAACAACAAACAGCCCCUGGACCCUCUUGGUGAGGAUGCAGGGAGGUGGCCAAGGGAAAAGGCAAUGAAAGUGUGAAUUCAUUACUGGAGCUUGGCUGUGCAGCAGUCUUAGAAAGCCCCGUGGUUGUGAAGACAUCACCCAGUUCACAGCUCCAUUCAGCCAGUAGGGUGGGAGUUUCCUGCCAUCCCCACACCAACAUGAAGGUUUGCAGUUUGUUUUCAGUUGUGGCUCUGCUUGGUUUUCUUGUACUGUGUGUCUGGUGUCCUUGUCAAUAAAUGCGUGUGGCUCCAUCCCUGCUGCCUUCUGCAUGCUGCCCUGCCAAAAGGCAGUGGGUUGCAACCAGUCCCAAUCUUGCAAACCCAGAUGGAACCGU